Pseudozyma flocculosa PF-1 is the source of this 1074-nucleotide messenger RNA. RefSeq lists its product as uncharacterized. NCBI's taxonomy places the organism in Eukaryota, Fungi, Basidiomycota, Ustilaginomycetes, Ustilaginales, Ustilaginaceae. Gene Ontology annotation, molecular function: protein binding; mRNA binding. Bases 1 to 1074 code for a protein of 357 amino acids. The record is from RefSeq and is a predicted model, not a curated record. Gene Ontology annotation, cellular component: nucleus. Gene Ontology annotation, biological process: maintenance of RNA location; mRNA splicing, via spliceosome. The transcript is spliced from 3 exons.
AUGUCGUCCGCAGCGCCAAGACCGCGCUCGCCAUCGCCCACCGCACGUCGAUACGACGAUCGCCCCUCGUCGAGCUCCCGCCACGCUUCAUCGCGACGCCGCGAUGACGACGACGACGACCGAUACCGCACCUCGUCUCAUCGGCGACACAAUCACGACGAUGGCGACAACAAAGACAGGGAUCGCGAACGUGAACGUAGCAGGAGGCAUGAGGACAGAUACAGGGAUCGUCGCGGUGACGAGCACGACGAUCGACGGCGGAGGUCGCACCACGACGGCGACAGAGACCACUGCUCCUCGCGGCACCCAUCCAGCUCAAGCAGAAGGCAAGACGAGAGGCACCGCUCGUCGUCCCACCGCGAUUCUCCCUCGCACUACCGCAGAGACUCGGAUCGCAACGGAACGACAUCGCACCGAGACCGAGAUCGAGACCGAGACCGAGACCGCGAAAGAGAUCGAUACGGCUCGCGACGUCGAUCCCGUUCGCGCUCUCCCCCCGGUCCCUCCUCGGCACCGACACCAUCCCGGCCACCACCACCACCACCGGCACCGGCACCGGUACCGGCAGCCGAAGGCGUCGAAGCUGCACAGGAUGGCGACGGCGGCGACGACGCGCCCAACUUUGAGCCUUCGGGGCUCUUGGCCGCCGAGUCCAACAACAAGGACGGAGUGGCGCUCAAGUACCACGAACCGCCCGAGGCGCGCAAACCGUCCAAGCCGUGGCGCAUCUACGUCUACAAGGACGGAAAGGAAGUCGACAUGAUCCCGAUUGGAAGCCAGUCGGCCUACCUCCUCGGGCGCGAUCGACUCGUCGUCGAUAUCCCGCUCGACCACCCCUCGUGCUCAAAGCAGCACGCCGUCAUCCAGUUCCGCCGCACGGUUGAACGGAACGAGUUCGGAGACGAAAAACGCAAAGUCAGGCCGUACCUCAUCGACCUGGAAUCCGCAAAUGGAUGCCUCGUCAACAAGGCAGAGGUACCCCCCUCGCGCUACUACGAAAUCAAGAACGGGGACUCGAUCCAGUUCGGCGCCAGCACCCGCGAAUACGUCUGCAUCGACGAGUCGGCCGUCUAG